Messenger RNA from Lytechinus variegatus (green sea urchin), 2541 nucleotides. RefSeq lists its product as uncharacterized. Bases 396 to 1112 code for a protein of 238 amino acids. Lineage: Eukaryota; Metazoa; Echinodermata; Echinoidea; Temnopleuroida; Toxopneustidae. The transcript is spliced from 5 exons. The record is from RefSeq and is a predicted model, not a curated record.
CGCUCGUACGUAACGCAUUGAACUAAAACGGGAUCAAUUGCCUCAUCGUUCCUGGUUGCCCAUUUUCGUUUCAAAUUUGAAUCGUUAGAACGGGAUUUUUCUUUAUUUUUCAUUACCUUGUUCCGAGAAAGAAACAUGUCAACGGUGAGGGCCAUAGCUUAUAAGAACCUAGAACCUUGGCCAUGCUCAACAUACUCAGUCGCGAUACUGGGCAGUUACAAUACCAUUCGCUGAUUUUGACGCCUGUUAUUUCUCGUGAUUGUUCUUAAUUACAACUUCAGGAGGCCUGACCAACACGGUUUUAGAUUGACCCAAAUCUGCACUUAUAUUUAUAGCUGCAUCUACCAAAUCGUCUACAAAUAGUCGUGAAUAAUCAACCGAGAUACCCAAUAGCAAUGGCCAACAAAUGCCAAGUUAUGCAACAAUUUAUCACGGUAGCUAUGUGCUGCUUCAUGGUGUCAAGGGCUAAUCCUAUAACGGCGCCUCCAACCACUGCCUUGCCUACGAUGGUGGGGACAACGCAGUCUACUUACCAAUCGUAUCUAUUAAUCGUUCAGGAGAUAGAAAUGUUACGAGCAAAGUUUACGCCUAUGGUGAACAGAUUCCUCGCCUCACGUUUCUAUGAUGAUUUCCCAUCACAGAGAACGGACCGUCUUCUUCAGAGCGAUGCCCAAGCCCCAAGGAUGGACAUCCUAGGAUUCCUGACUGUUACCGACGACAUGCCCCCAGCCUUUGAAAGGCACGACAUGACGGAGGAACAGCUUUUACCCAAGCACAAAUUGUUUCUCGAGACCUACGAAGAAGUCAUGAGGUCCCUGAAGACCGAGGAGAUCCUAGCUCUCAGGACUUCUCCCGAAUCAUACAGCGUUGACUUCACUGACGAUUAUGACACCUCCUCCAUCCAAAUCUAUAGGCUACUUCACAAAGUCUCUGAAUUGAUGUCAACGCUUAAUAUCGAUGAUGAGGGUUCUGAAACCUUUGAGGGAUUUGAAGCCGUGCCCCAUAAUUCCCAGAUCCACAACACACGCAGCCUCUACGUUCUACAGAGGAUUGAUGAAUACAUAUACACUGCCCUUGUCGACUUUAAUCGCCUUCUCUCCCUGUCUAAUUGAAGUUUCUCCUGAUAUUCAUCACAACUAUAAACCUUAUGCAUGUGACGUCAUCAUCUCUUAGCGCCCUCAUUCAGAGGCUAUAGAAAUACGCGUAAACGGAGAGAUGCGCAAACUGCACGUACAUGUAGGGUAAUGGCGCCGACCUCCAAGAUGGCGGUGCGAUGACGUCCAUCCACAAGGUUUAUUUUUUAUACUGUAUUCCAUCGUAUGAUGCUUUUCAACAUUCAUGGUACUAAUCAUGUAUUUAUUUAUUUAUCUAUUUAUGGGCUUACAUUUUUUAACAAGCGUUACAUAAAAAAGGGAGGAAACAAUCAAUGACCUCCCACCAUUGAGAUGUUUUUCUUGCACUAGUGAGAUAGGGAGAUAUUUUUGAUAUCCAUUCGUAUUACACCCCCCUUAAAUUAUCUAGUUCCUAUAUCAUUUGAAUACAAUGCUUAUACUUACAUUAUUUCAUUCAUGACAUCGGUGCUUCGAGAUGUAUUCUUCGCCCGUACAAUGAAUUCUUCAUCACUUCUAUGUCGAUUCCUUUUUUAUGUAAAUUUCAUUUCCAAUCAUUGUAUUUUGAAUUAAUCAGACAAUCAUGAUCUAGACAAUGCCCAUCUUUAUAAUCAAUUGAAUUUGAUUAGUAAGUCUAGAUUCUAUAAUCGGAUCUGAUCACAGGUCAUUUUGUGCAAUAAUGUUUUGGUCGUGAAAUGAAUGCAUAUACCGCUAUUUAAAUGUGCAUUUUAGUAUGUCACUAUGUGGCACCUGUCGAAUGUACAUCAUUAGCUACUUCGUGUUCAAAUGUAAAACAAUCAUGUAAUAUCUCCAUGCUCGUCUAACUAGUCUUUGUGAACGUGUCAUUCUUAUAUGAUUUGAUUUAUUUAUCUUUGAGAUUUGAGUCUUCAUUUUGCUCUGUAAAUUCAAAUCGUCAAUGACGAUAUAAGGUACAAUGUUACAUAUAUUUUUGAUUUGUGGGUAGGUGUUAGUUAUGAUAUCACAAAAUGAUCCAUGUCUGCGAUAGGAAUGUUCUACUGCUCGUUUUGUCAUUUAAAUGUGCUUUCAUGUUGUAAUUUACGGGCCUCUCAAACAUUUAUACUUUAAAAGUAUUCAGUACUAUGAUGUAGGCCUGUUUAUGUUUUUUGUCUGAUGAAAUCAUGUAUAUUUAUUGCCUAUUGAGCAUCUAUUUAUAUAUUUAUUAAUUGAUUAAAUAUUUAUGAAUAUGAUAAAAGUAUUAUGUGACGAUUUUGAAUUUACAUUUUGUAAUUCCUAAGAAAUGUUAUCAAUAUGCCUUUAACGGAAUUUAAAGUGUGAUUUUACUUGUCAAAUAUUGAGGGAACAAUAUAUGUCACUGUUGUACUUCCAUAUUAAUCGGUGAGAAAUAAUGUGCCUUUUCGAAACCCGACCUUGCCUAUUUCGCCUUUGACGUAACACGAAAUAAAUAUUUGAA